UCGUCGUAACAUCGGGACAAAUCGCGACACGAACGAAUAACGAUGAUCUUUCGCUCGUAUCGGGUGGUGGCACGGUGAGAAUCAACCGGUAACCGAGAUUCUUUUCGCUCGAGAGUCGGGAUAAACGAACGGCGAGUCUAGUGUUGAGUAAAACGUAUGCUGUAAAAUAUCGGUGACAGAAGAGGUUAGGCGUAGAGGAAGGGAAGGAAGAACGGACUGUGAGAUCGUUGGCUUCGUCGAGUGUCGAGGCGAGUAGAGCUAGUGUUCAUUGUGCCAGCCAACGGUUUACUUCGACCAGCGCCAUCGUGACAAGGCAGCAUCGACAUGGAGGAUACGGAAGCGGAAUAGUGUCGUUGAGAUGCCGUGAAGCAGUUCCCGAGACAUGAAGAGAGCGCGACCGUGGGCCGCGUGGGUUUCUCUGAGUCGGGACCGACGAUAGCAGAGCCGCGAUAAAAAUGAGCAUUCUAAACGCGGAUUCGGAGAACCGCGUGACCCUGAACGUGGGCGGUAUCCGGCACGAGACGUACAAGGCGACCCUGAAGAAGAUCCCCGCGACCAGGCUGUCGAAGUUGACCGAGGCCCUCGCCAAUUACGACCCGGUCUUGAACGAGUACUUCUUCGACAGGCAUCCGGGGGUCUUCGCCCAGGUGCUCAACUACUAUCGCACGGGGAAGCUCCAUUACCCGACCGAUGUGUGCGGCCCCUUGUUCGAGGAGGAGCUCGACUUUUGGGGCCUCGACUCCAAUCAGGUGGAGCCGUGUUGCUGGAUGACGUACACCCAGCAUCGGGACACGCAGGAAACGCUGACAGUCCUCGACAGGUUGGACCUCGAUACCGAGAAGCCCACCGACGAGGAACUGGCAAGGAAGUUCGGUUUCGAGGAGGCGUACUACGAGGGCACCCUCACGUGGUGGCAAAAGCUCAAGCCCCAGAUGUGGUCGCUCUUCGAUGAACCGUAUUCCUCCCUUGGAGCCAAGGUGAUCAGCAUAGUCUCGGUCCUGUUCAUCUGCAUCUCUAUCCUGUCGUUCUGCCUGAAGACGCAUCCGGACAUGCGCGUGCCGGUGAUCGUGAACCGUUCGGUGAACACGGGGAACGGGAGCUCCUGGGCGGUGGACAAAACGCACACGAACGCUCACGACUUCUUUUUCUACAUCGAGUGCGUGUGCAACGCCUGGUUCACCCUCGAGUUCCUAAUACGGAUCACCGCGAGCCCGAACCGGUGCGUGUUCAUCAAGAGCUCGGUGAACCUGAUCGACAUGGUGGCGACGUUGAGCUUCUACCUCGACCUGGCCCUCCAACGCUUCGCAUCCCACCUCGAGAACGCAGACAUCCUCGAGUUCUUGAGCAUAAUACGAAUAAUGAGACUGUUCAAGCUGACACGCCACUCGUCCGGCCUCAAGAUCCUGAUCCAGACGUUCCGCGCGUCCGCCAAAGAAUUGACCCUGCUAGUCUUCUUCCUGGUCCUCGGUAUCGUGAUAUUCGCAAGCCUGGUUUAUUACGCGGAGCGUACCCAGUACAAUCCGAAGAACGACUUCAAGAGCAUACCGUUGGGCCUGUGGUGGGCCUUGGUCACGAUGACCACGGUCGGUUACGGGGACAUGGUGCCCAAGACCUACGUGGGCAUGUUCGUGGGCGCCCUCUGCGCCCUGGCCGGUGUGCUAACCAUCGCCCUGCCGGUGCCCGUGAUCGUCAGCAACUUUGCGAUGUAUUACAGUCACACGCAGGCGCGAGCCAAGCUGCCCAAGAAGAGGCGCCGCGUACUUCCGGUCGAGCAGCCGAGGGUCCGGACCGCGCCGCUGGGUGGGGGCGGGGUCGCGGGCGGCCAGGGGCCUCCUGGCUACACCCAACAGCACAUGCACCCGGGUGGGCCCGCGUCGGGGCCCACCGGCCUCGCCCCCGGACACGGCCAGACGCCCGGGAUCGGGUGCAUAGGCGGCCAGGGGCCUCAGAACAGACGGAUGAACGCCAUCAAGACCAAUCAUCCCAAGGACGUUUCGUUCGCCACGAAAACAGAGGAGGACCGGAGGAACUCUAACCUGCGGACCAACGGGACCAAGAUAGCCGGAGGUUUGGGUUAA
Molecule: messenger RNA, 2078 nt
Organism: Apis laboriosa (Himalayan honeybee)
Lineage: Eukaryota; Metazoa; Arthropoda; Insecta; Hymenoptera; Apidae
Product: potassium voltage-gated channel protein Shaw-like
Exons: 5
Coding region: 456-2078 (540 amino acids)
Biological process (GO): potassium ion transmembrane transport; protein homooligomerization
Cellular component (GO): voltage-gated potassium channel complex; axon; dendrite membrane
Molecular function (GO): delayed rectifier potassium channel activity; protein binding
Source: RefSeq, a predicted model, not a curated record